Molecule: messenger RNA, 3351 nt
Organism: Linum tenue
Lineage: Eukaryota; Viridiplantae; Streptophyta; Magnoliopsida; Malpighiales; Linaceae
Source: the annotation of a GenBank genome assembly
AAAACCCUCAUUUUUAAAUCCAUGAAGCAAACGACCCCUUAGUUAAAAUGUUUGGGCAGGCAGAAAGGCAGCUUUCAAGUCCAGAGGUUGCCAACACAACACGCAGCACAGCAACGGCGUGAAUAUAUAUGGAAGAUGAGAGAAGCACUCCAGAGGCCUAGAAAGGAAUUGAGAGGAAGAGAGAGACAGGCAGAGAGGGGAAAGAAAGUCGUAGGAUUUGGGUAGUGAUUCGGCGGAGUUAAUCGGUGGGACAAUCCAGCAGAGGCUAAGCGAUUUGAUGAAUAAAGAAAAUAAGAAAAGGAUUCUUGGUGAGGAACUGAGGAUAGAUAGACCCGGCGGUUGAGAUUUGGAUUGGGUUAGGGGACGGAAAGUAAAUUUUGGAGCAAAAGGGCUUGGGGAAGAGCAGUGGAGAACGAGGAAGCCAAAGGCAGUGGCUUUGGAGCUUCGUCCUUUAGGGACGGAGGAAGGAGGACGAUUUCUCAAGGAAGUUUGUCCACAUCAGGAUCGGAAUCCUCCAUCAGUUUACCAGGAAGUCGCCCCUUGUGAUUCGUCAGACAGUUGCUUCAUACCCUCCAGCAAUCGAUUUGUGCUUCUUAACUUGUAUGAUAUAUGGGCUGAGGUGCACAUUUCAUGGGAGGUGUAGAAGACGAUGAACCAGCAUCAAAACGUGUGAAAUUAGCCUGUGGAGAGUUGAAAGGUAAUCCAAACGGUUCUUUGCUAUCAGAGCCAAGUGUUGGGUCUUCAAGAGACUUGAUGGCCCGCCUCCUGCAAUCUGAAGAUGAUGAGGAGGUCAUUGGUUCAAAAGGAGUCAUUAAAAAAGUUGAAUUCGUCCAGAUAAUAGUGAAAGCCUUGUAUUCUCUUGGAUACAAGAAGAGCGGUGCCCAUCUAGAAGAAGAGUCAGGCAUACCCUUACAUUCCUCUGCGGUGAAUAUGUUUAUGAACCAGAUUCUUGAUGGCAAUUGGGGUGGAAGUGUUGUUACAUUGCGUAGCAUUGGGUUAAAGGAUGAAAGUACUAUUAAGUCGGCCUCUUUUCUGAUAUUGGAGCAGAAGUUUUUUGAGCUGUUGGAUGCGGAAAAAGUCAUGGAUGCUCUGAAAACUUUGAGGACUGAAAUUGCUCCUUUGUGUGCUAGUAGCAAUCAGCUUCGGGAACUUUCUUCCAACCUUGUGUCUCUCUCACAGGGUCCAUCGGCGGGGUCUUCUAAUCAGGCUAAUCUGAGGGCCAAGUCUCGGCCAAAGCUGCUGCAGGAAUUGCAAGAGCUUCUCCCCCCAACCGUUAUGGUACCAGAAAGGCGGUUAGAGCAAUUAGUUGAGCAGGCUCUUACCCUGCAGCGAGAUGCAUGUGUCUUCCACAACUCAUUGGACAGAGAAAUGUCAUUGUACACCGAUCAUAAAUGUGGAAGAGAUCAGAUUCCAUCUAAAACACUACAGAUAUUAGAAGCUCACUCUGAUGAAGUCUGGUUCUUGAAAUUUUCUCAUAAUGGGAAGUAUUUGGCUUCCUCCUCUAAUGAUCGGUCAGCAAUCAUAUGGGAGGUACAAAUUAUUUAUUUUGGUGUUGGAAAAUGUUUGGUGCAUUUUUGUGGAGCUUUGCCCGUUGAUGUUUUGGUGAUGACUUCGUUUCAUAAAGAAGUGUCCAUGUUGAUAUUGAACUUCAUGUGUCUAAUGAAGUCCAGUAGAGUCAUCGCUUCUUCAAAUGGAUAUUGAGAAGUUGUUCUGCUUUAGACAGUAAGCUUUUCUCUCGUUAUUUAUUAAUUUCCUCUAUGGAAUGAGCUGAUUAAGCAAUAAAAGAUCUCACGGGGCUACCCGUGUUGUAUUAGGAUGGAAAGUUAUCUGCUUGGACAAUGUUCACAUUGUCACAAUAUUUUGUGGUAGAUCAUGGUCAAGGAAAUUCAUCAGUCACAAGGCAAAACAUAUCUUUGGAAGCAGUUGUUUCUGAAUCUCCUUAAGCUAAAUUAGGACCAUAAUAUGUUAGUCAUUUGCUGAUGUUUAAUGUCUGUAUCUGUUUAUGAACUCUACCCACUAUGUAGCCUGCAGGAGCCAUGCACAAUAGUUUUAUGCUUUUCAAUCCAUGUUCUUGUGAUGUUUCUGUCUUCCUUGUUUAGUACUAAUGUUAUUUUGCCUUAUUUUUUACCAGGUCAGUGCAAAUGGUGAAGUUUCUUUAAAGCAUAAACUUUCUGGCCAUCAUAAACCCGUAUCCUCUGUUUCAUGGAGUUCUGAUGAUCAUAAACUCCUCACCUGUGGUGUUGAGGAGUCUGUUAGAUGCUGGGAUGUUGCAUCUGGUGAAUGCCUCCAUGUUUAUGAGAAAGCUGGGGUUGGCCUAGUUUCCUGUGGAUGGUCCCCAGAUGGGAAAUGGAUAUUUUCUGGUGUUAAUGAUAGGAGCAUUAGCGUGUGGGGAUUGGAUGGGAAGGAGAUAGAGUGUUGGAAAGGUCAACGAACUCUCAGAAUUUCAGAUUUGGAAAUCACUAGUGACGGAAAGGAGAUUAUGUCCAUAUCCAAGGAAACUGCAAUUCUCAUACUUGAUAGGGAAGCAAAGUCUGAGAGAGUGAUUGAGGAGGACCAAACCAUAACUUCAUUCUCGUUGUCAAGGGAUAAUAGGUACUUGUUGGUUAACCUUGUGGGUCAGGAAAUCCAUCUGUGGAACAUAGAUGGUGAUAUCAAUCUUGUUGCCAAGUACAAAGGUCACAAGCGUACCCGAUUUGUCAUCAAAUCCUGUUUUGGAGGAUCUGAACAAGCUUUUAUUGCCAGUGGCAGUGAAGACUCACAGGUAUAUAUAUGGCAUAGAGGAUCAGGGGAGCUGAUAGGGACAUUGCCAGGGCAUUCGGGAUCCGUAAACUGCGUCAGCUGGAAUCCUGUGAAUCCACACAUGUUGGCAUCAGCCAGUGAUGAUGGUACGAUUCGAAUAUGGGGCUUAAACAGUCAUCUGCAGCAGCAAAAGAAGCAGCAGCAGGUUCACAGCAAUGGUGGUUCUAUAGCUGCUGCCUGCAAUGGGAGAACUUGAACAAAGACAGAUGAAAAGAAGGCCAACUCUCUUAGAAUCCCUUCACUUUGCUUUCCACCUUCACCAAUGGUUUCAUGUACAAGCUGUUACCUUUCUUCCUUUGUCCCUUGUUUUUCAGUUUUACAAUCUUUGGCACUGGACAUUCAUGUCAAAACUCUGAACAUAAUCAUCCAUAUUAAUGGGAAGGGUUAAGAAAGACAGACUCGGAUUAUAAAUAUUCGGUCUCUCCCGUGCUCAGAAGUUUUCGGCUGAUGUUUGGGUUUCUGCCUUAACUCGUUCAUGAAGUGGCGUUCUAUCCUUGACAAUAAACUGUAGGCCUCGGGUGGCAGUCUAAUAUGGUAGCAGUGUACGCGUUA